CUUUCGGAAUUAGAUAUUAAAGGAAUAGUCCAUUCUUUAAUUAGGUUGAGCCUCGUUUUGAAAACCUCUUUUCAUUGAGAAAAUCUCCGUUCGCCUUCAUGAAAAUGCAGUGGAGUGAUUCGAAUUACGACGGCCAUGAACCUUCGGAUAGUUAUGGUGGGUACUCAGAUUAUGAAGGUCAUUCAGGUGAGGUUUACCAGGAUCAAGACUAUUCUGAAAGUCAUCAUCAAUACAGCCAGCCAGACUAUAUUAUUCCUGCAAACCUAAAGGACUUCCUGAUCUAUUUUCAUAAAGUUAUCACUGAUCAAGAUCUAUAUGAGAUUCAAAAUGCCUAUGAAAAUGGAUUCAAUAAGUUGACUGACCGUUACUUCCGGAACACUCCCUGGCCAGAAACUGCAGCGGUGUCUAAUAUUGUGAAUGAUGAACUAUUUCUUACCUUGUACAGAGAGCUCUACUAUCGUCAUUUGUAUGCCAGAGUUCCAACAAAAACAACAUUGCAGCAUAGAAUUGAUUCCUAUUUCAACUACUGUAGUCUUUUCAAUUAUAUUCUGAACGAUAAUGAACCGGUUCCUUUGGAUUUACCUAACCAAUGGUUAUGGGACAUCAUCGAUGAGUUUAUUUACCAGUUUCAGUCAUUCACAAUCUAUAGAUCUGCAAUUGAACAAAGAACACCUCAAGAGAAAAGUGCAUUGCAGAGGAAUCCUAAGGUUUGGAAUGUUCACAGUGUUCUAAAUGCACUUCAUUCCCUUGUUGAGAAGUCCAAUAUCAACCGUCAAUUAGAAGUAUACACUAGUGGUGGUGACCCUGACAGUGUUGCAGGUGUAUUUGGACAACAUGCUCUGUACAAGAUGUUGGGUUAUUUCAGCUUAAUAGGCCUACUGCGAAUGCAUUCACUUUUGGGCGAUUACUAUCAAGCCUUGAAAGUUCUAGAAAACAUUGAUUUUAAUCAAACGAAUAAAUAUUCUUGUGUGCCAGCAUGUCAGAUCACCACCUUUUAUUAUGUUGGAUUUGCCUAUAUGAUGAUGCGCCGGUACCAAGAUGCCAUUCGUACAUUCUCCAACAUUUUACUCUAUAUUCAGCGUACUGAACAGAUGUUCCAGUAUAAGGUUCAGCUGUAUGACCAGAUCAACAAAAUGAAUGAUAAAAUGUACAUGUUGUUGGCCAUCUGUUUGGUUCUUCACCCGAUGCGUAUUGAUGAAAGUGUUCAUUUCAGGUUACGGGAAAAAUGUGGAGAUAGUAUGUUAAAAAUGCAAAUGGGGAGUAUAAAUGAUUUUGAGCAGUGCUUCAGUAGAGCCUGUCCCAAAUUCUUGUCUCCUGUUACACCUGAUUAUGAAAAGGAAAAUAUGACCUUCAGCAAGUAUCCUUAUGAAUUACAACAGAAAGUUUUUCUACGAGAAGUGGAACAACAAUUUAACUCGCUUAAUAUUCGCAGUUUCCUCAAGUUAUACACUACCUUGCCUAUUCCAAAGUUGGCAGCUAUGAUUGACAUUUCUGAACACGAACUACACACUCAGCUCAUGUGUUUCAAGCACAAAAUGAAGAAUUUGGUUUGGACAAAAGGCACCAGUGGUCUUGAUGGUGAAUUCCAGUCCACUUCAGAACUAGAUUUCUACAUUAAUCGGGACAUGAUCCAUGUAGCUGACACAAAGGUUGCCAAUCGUUAUGGUGACUAUUUCAUCCGCCAAAUCCAUAGAUUUCAAGAGGUGAUAGAUACAAUGAAAUAUAUCUCAAACUCAACCUUUUAAAAUAUGGUUUGUUGGAUAAACUGCUAUAAAGAGGAGAUGUGCCUCUAAUUUUACUGUGAAUCCUCGAAUUACAUGAGCUGUUAUUGAAGAUCAUAAUCUUACAUAAUGUAAUGUCAUUUUCAAUGUCAAAAAAUUAUGUAAAAAUUGUUUAAAACUUACAAGUUUCUCCAUUAAAAUAGCAUCUUAUAACAAUA
Molecule: messenger RNA, 1939 nt
Organism: Octopus sinensis (East Asian common octopus)
Lineage: Eukaryota; Metazoa; Mollusca; Cephalopoda; Octopoda; Octopodidae
Product: eukaryotic translation initiation factor 3 subunit L
Exons: 19
Coding region: 99-1745 (548 amino acids)
Biological process (GO): translational initiation
Cellular component (GO): eukaryotic translation initiation factor 3 complex; cytoplasm
Molecular function (GO): translation initiation factor activity; protein binding
Source: RefSeq, a predicted model, not a curated record